Messenger RNA from Cordyceps fumosorosea ARSEF 2679, 1521 nucleotides. RefSeq names its product DEAD-like helicase. NCBI's taxonomy places the organism in Eukaryota, Fungi, Ascomycota, Sordariomycetes, Hypocreales, Cordycipitaceae. Bases 1 to 1521 code for a protein of 506 amino acids. Gene Ontology annotation, biological process: P-body assembly; cytoplasmic stress granule assembly. Gene Ontology annotation, cellular component: P-body; cytoplasmic stress granule. Gene Ontology annotation, molecular function: mRNA binding; ATP binding; RNA helicase activity. The transcript has 3 exons. The record is from RefSeq and is a predicted model, not a curated record.
AUGACAGAUCAACUAGUGGAUAAGCUCAGAAGCGCUCAAAUCAGCAGCGAUAGCUCCUCACCUGCUGCUGGUGAUGACUGGAAGAAGAACCUGAAGAUUCCCGCCAAGGACAACAGGCAACAAACGGAAGAUGUCACGAAAACGAAGGGCCUUGAUUUCGAAAACUUUGCGCUCAAGAGAGACCUCCUUAUGGGCAUCUUUGAAGCCGGCUUUGAAAAACCGUCCCCCAUUCAAGAAGAAGCUAUCCCUGUUGCGCUGACUGGACGCGAUGUCCUCGCCCGAGCCAAAAACGGUACCGGCAAGACGGCCGCCUUCGUUAUCCCCGCCCUCGAACGCAUCAACCCGAAAGUGAAUAAGAUUCAAUGUCUCAUCCUCGUCCCCACCAGAGAACUCGCCAUGCAGACCUCGCAGGUCUGCAAGACGCUCGGCAAACACCUUGGUGUCAAUGUCAUGGUCACCACCGGUGGUACGGGCCUCCGCGAUGACAUUAUUCGUCUUCAGGAGCCUGUCCAUGUUGUGGUCGGAACACCAGGCCGUAUCCUCGAUUUGGCAGGAAAGAAUGUUGCUGAUCUGAGCGAGUGCCCCAUGUUCAUCAUGGAUGAGGCCGACAAGCUUCUGUCGGCCGAGUUCACGCCCACAAUUGAGCAGCUUCUCCAGUUCCACCCCAAGGACCGCCAGGUCAUGCUCUUCUCCGCCACCUUCCCUCUGUCCGUCAAGGACUUCUCCGACCGCAACAUGACCAGCCCGUAUGAGAUCAAUCUGAUGGACGAGCUCACACUCCGUGGUAUCACCCAAUACUACGCGUUUGUGGAGGAGAAGCAAAAGGUGCACUGCUUAAACACCCUCUUCUCCAAGCUGCAGAUCAACCAGUCCAUCAUUUUCUGCAAUUCCACGAACCGCGUCGAGCUGCUUGCCAAGAAAAUUACCGAACUUGGCUACUCGUGCUUUUACAGCCACGCGCGCAUGCAGCAACACGCCCGUAACCGAGUUUUCCACGACUUCCGCAACGGCGUUUGCCGCAAUCUUGUCUGCUCCGACCUGUUGACCCGCGGUAUUGAUAUCCAAGCUGUCAAUGUUGUCAUCAACUUUGAUUUCCCAAAGAAUGCCGAAACCUACCUUCACAGAAUUGGUCGCUCCGGUCGAUAUGGCCAUCUUGGUCUGGCUAUCAACCUCAUCAACUGGGAAGACCGCUUCAACCUUUACAACAUCGAACGUGAUCUUGGCACUGAAAUCCAGCCUAUUCCUGCGAACAUUGACAAGAGCCUUUACGUGUACGAUAACCCGGAGAAUAUUCCUCGCCCCAUCUCAAACCUCCCCAAAGCCGCACCUCAGCAACCGAGCCAGCUUCUCGCGACCCAGCAACCCCAGCAGCAGCAACAGGGUAACUGGCAGACCCAGGGGCAACACAAUGGCAACUACAGUAACCGUGGACGUGGCCGUGGCCGCGGGGGCUACCGUGGUCGUGGCGGUGGCAGUGGUGGCGGUGGCCGUGGUCGCGGCCCUGCCCAACUUCAAAAUUAA